This is a messenger RNA of Limanda limanda (common dab), 1733 nucleotides long. RefSeq names its product arf-GAP with dual PH domain-containing protein 2-like. Lineage: Eukaryota; Metazoa; Chordata; Actinopteri; Pleuronectiformes; Pleuronectidae. Gene Ontology annotation, cellular component: plasma membrane; intracellular membrane-bounded organelle. The transcript has 10 exons. Bases 108 to 1331 code for a protein of 407 amino acids. Gene Ontology annotation, biological process: positive regulation of GTPase activity. The record is from RefSeq and is a predicted model, not a curated record. Gene Ontology annotation, molecular function: phosphatidylinositol bisphosphate binding; GTPase activator activity.
AGAGCCACUCUGCACCCUGAACUGUGUACAAUCAACAUGAAGUUAAUACGUAGCAGAUUUGGUGGGACUCUACUUUAACAGAAGAGAAACUAGAUAUAGCGGUACCUAUGGCAUCUCUGGAGAGAAACAACAAAAUCCUGCUGGAGUUGGUGCAACAGCCGGGGAACAAGGUGUGUGCUGACUGCGGAGCUCCUGAGCCGGACUGGGCCUCGUACACUCUUGGUAUCUUUGUGUGUUUGAACUGCUCUGGGUUGCAUCGUAAUUUACCCGCCGUCAGCAGAGUCAAAUCCAUACGCCUGGAUCUCUGGGAAGAAUCCCUUGUAGAGUUCAUGCGGGAGAAGGGGAACUCUGCUGCAAAAGCUACUUUCGAGAAGUGUGUCCCUGCCUUUUUCUACCGGCCGCAGCAAAAAGACUGCAUAGUUCUCAAGGAUCAAUGGAUCCGUGCAAAGUAUGAAAGAAGAGAAUUUACCGGAGAAAAUAGCUACUUUCAACAAGUUUAUUGCUCAGGUAAUAAUCCUUCCAUUAUACAAACAGGAAGAUAUGCCUGUUUUCCAUACCAAUCAUAUUCAUUUGAUGUUUCCGAUCCAGAUCUGUUUGAGUCAACACUAAUGAAGAAAGGCAAAGACAACAAACAGUUUCUUAAGAGGAUAUUUCAUUUGUCCCGGAAAGACUUCACCCUCAGAUACUUCAUAAAAGAGGACUCCAAGGUUCCCAAAGCGGUCAUCAGCAUGAAGGAUCUGAACGCAGUUUUCCAGCCGGAGAAGAUCGGCAAUGCUCACGGCCUGCAGAUCUCCUACCUGCAGGACGAACGCAUGAGGAAUCUGUUUGUCUACCAUGAGAGCGGGCAGGUCAUUGUAUCCCUAUUCAAUGCUAUCCGGGCAACACGCUUGGCUUACCUCCAGAAGAAACAUCCCACCCUUCAAGGCAGUGACUUUAUACCUCAGUUGACAAAUCGCUGCCUGAAGGAGGGAUACAUGGAGAAAACCGGCCCAACGCAACGAGAGCCGUUCAAGAAAAGGUGGUUCACGCUGUGCUCGAUGAACAGAAAACUUCUGUAUUUUAAAACUCCACUGGAUGCUAUAGAGCGCGGCGCCGUUUUCAUCGGCACCGAGAGCCACAGCUACUCGGUCUCAGAGAGCAGUGGCAAGAGCACGAGGGGGGGCCGGUGGCGCUGUGGCAUCACCCUGCAGACUCCAGGCCGACAGUUUGUGUUCCAGUGUGACCAGGAGCAGGAGCAGAGGGAGUGGGUGGACGCACUGAGACGGGUCAUCGCUCAGCCCAUGACCCCAGAGGACUAUGCUAAUGAAGCCAACCUGACUAGGGGGAAAUGAGCAGAGCACUUUUUUCCUGAGUUUGUUUGGAACAUAACAGACUGAUCGCCUCACUUCCAAUCCUGCCAGUGAGGAUAGAGAGAAGUUCAACCAAAGUCUCUUUCAUACCAGCAGGACUCUUCAUCUCCACUGACAAUAAACUCAACCCCAACACUUUGCACAGGCUACAGCCUCUGUGCUUACUGUGUUACACUCUGGAGAAGUUCCUGCCCUGAGAUCAUUGCAUUUGCCACCAUGACGACUGAGGAAAGCCUUCUCGUGUGGCACACCAUGCAUGAAUACACUGGAGCCAAAUGUUGUAUUUAUUAAAAACAGGGUCUGUAGAUUUUCACACACUAUUUCAUAUUUCUUUUUUUGUAGUAAUUUUGCACAUUUUUUGAAAUUAAAUCUCUCUCACACUCA